CCGCCUGAACGAUCGAUGUCGAGACAGGGACAAACCGUCUGUCCAGAAAAAAGCCUUUUUGGAGUCAGGAGGGUGGUUUGGAAGAUCUUCAAAAAUCUUCAUCUCUUUGGGGUAGCUCGAAAGAUAAUAAAAACCAUCUCCUCCCCGAGCUCGGGAGGGGUUACUUUUCAAACAAAAGAGAUAUAAGAUCUCUUGAGGUGAAGGUCCUUCCCACCUCAGCUCGUGGAACAAGGACCUCAGGGCAGACAGCACCCUGUAUGAAUUGGUGUUGAGUUGGAAUGGAGCCAACCCAACGAAAUCAGUGAAGUCUCUGAAAAAGGACUUCAAGGGCAGCAGAGCUCCUGCCCUUAUAUGUUCCUGGCUCCAGGCCGAAUAUUUCACACUGAUGUCGCGGCCCCCAGGGGCGAAACAGCUCCAUUCAUGACUAGCCGGAGCUCAACACUUCAGGGUGUCCAACGAACUAAGGCCAUGGAGGGCCAAAAUGUCAGUUAUUUGGUCGGUGGUGGUAACCGAGCUCUGGUAGAGCUCGGCUUCGAACAUCUCUCUCUGAGGCUGCGAGGACGAAGGUUCCGCCAUUAAAGAAAAUUGGAGUUCCCCUGGAUGAUAUGCAACCGUGACUUUUAACGCAGGGUCGAGGGGAAUUAGCCUAGGUCCUGGGUUGGGCUCCAGAUAGAUGGCCUCCCGAAGAACUCUUCUCUUCUUUUCAAUGACCUCGUCUAUCUGACGGCGAUAAUGGGCUCGAGUGUCCUCUUGCUCGCGCGCAAGCUUGUAUUCUUGUAUCCGACGCUGAUUCCGGACGAACAGUGAUUCUGGGCUCGGAGAUUUAGACUCGUAAGGGAUGGCUCGCAAUGACCCCCACCGUCUUUCCAGAUUCUGUGACAUCUAAUGAGAAAGAAAAAAUGGUGAGGGCCAUGCAUGCAAGAAUCACGAGCUCGAUGGUAUGAGCUCGGGGAUUUAGGAACAAGAAAUUAAAUAUUGAGACCCUUACUAAAGAGUCAGAGCGUGUGUUCCACGGGAGAGAAAAGGAGCGUGGAAGAUUUUUUGAAAAUCCCGAAAUUCAAGGGAAAGAAAGUUGGCGGUUAGCCAGGAAGGGCAUUCUCGGUUUUCGUGCAUUUUUCAAGGACAAGGGUUUUUACCCGAAAACUUAUUAGACAAUAAACAUGGCCUAAAAUUUUCAAAACCCAGAAAAUUGAAACUUUGCUCAAACGUUAAAACUGGAUAUAAACCAGUGAUACGAAAUCCAGCAGGGGAAGUCUAGGAAACUUGAAAGCCUAUCGAAACGAAACCCCCUAUCUUAUUAUGCUAAGAACGUAAACUAGUAUACACAGCAAAAACAGUAUAAAAAAAAAACAACAGAAAUGGCAUACUUACACAGUGAUGGUGAUUGCAGAGAAAUCGUCGACUGAAGAAGAGGUUGCAAGAAAGAACUCACUGACUCGAACAGACCAGGAUUUCUUUGUUUCUUGGGUCGAGAAAACAUGCGCAUGACAGAAGCUUCUUAGGAGAGUCUGGUUUUCUGGUUGUUUUUCUUUUCUUGCUUACGAUGAACAAACGUGAAGAAGAAGAUGAAGAGGGGGGGUCUUGUAUAUAUAGGUGGAAAGAUGAAAUUAAUCAGGAGUGUCGAAUGAAAUCCUCACUAGAUCGAAUGGAUGGGGAUCAAUGACAAGAAGGCGCCGAAAAGUUGUCAGACGGACGAUCGUGGGCAUGUUUCCAAGGUACUCAAGUGCCUAAAGUGAGCAAUACCCGGCUGACGCGUGUCCAUUUUCAAGAGUGUGACGGUACGGUCUCCCAGAGGAAGUAGUUCAAAAGUUUCCUUCUCUUAGGAUUCGAACAAAUACUUUUGAGGGGGCAAGAUGUUAUACCCAGAUUUCGAGCUAUAGUAAAUAUGACCUCGAAAGCUGAGUUCGAAAUAAAUGGUCUCGUGAGGGUUAGGGCAUGCUCUAGGGUUGUAAAUCGAGCCUGCAAAGUACGAUACAUGACCUCGAGUAUCGUGACCUCGAAAUGAUCUCGAUCUCGAAAGGUAGCUCUGAGAGCACCCUUAUCUUCAGGAACAACUUCGGAGCAGGGGUCUUGAGCUCGAUGUACUAUCUCGAAAGCCACGUUAGCUCGGGAGAUGUCACUGGCUCGGGCAAUGAUGGGAAACUUGGGAGGCAAGAGCCUUAGAGAUACGCGAUCGCCGCUUUGAAUAUCAACAAGUAUUAUAAACAUGAGAUGUAAUCCUCAUUUAUUAAUGUAAAUCCCCAAGAAUCGUGGGAUAUUAUUUAAUCAGUUAUGCGUUUCCUGGUCUUCAGGGACGUUUCCUUUUUUAUCUGAUUAUAGGCAUUUAAAGCCAUUUAUUUUUAUUCACAAAAGAGUAACUACCCAAAAUAUGUGGGAUAGUAUUCUGCAUCCUUCUCUAUAAAUAAAGAAGCCAUGCACCAUUGUAAAGGACCGAAAUUCUGAUCCUUGAGAGAAAACUCUGGAGAAUUCAUACUAAAGAAUUUUUCAGAGAUAAUCUUUAGAUUAAUAACAGAGACUCGUGGACUAGGCAGAUUUAACUGCUGAACCACGUAAAAAAUCGUGUGUUUGAUUUGUUUGUUUCGUUUGGUCAUUGUCAUUCAUUGUUUUUGUGCUCUUCUUUUAUCUGUUGACGAAAAACGGCGUCAACAUGAUGAAUUAAAAUACAUGGUGAAUGACCAUGUAUUUAGUUUUGGUUUGAAAGAGUUUAGUAUUAUCAUGGGAUUGAAAACAAAAAUAGAUCCUUCUAUAGAAAGCAUGACAUUUAAGUGGGGUUCUAUUUGGACAAACUUAUUUCCUGAAAAUAAAUCGGUCACAAAAAAACAAUUAGAAGAGACUUUUAUAAAAUAUGAUGGAUGUGAUGAGGAUUUGUUGUUGAAGCUUGCUAGGUUACAUUUAGUAGAAAAUUUUCUUCUUGGCAGCCAACCAACAAAAGUUAUUGAAAAAAAAACACAUAGAUAUGGUGGAUAAUUAUUUUGUUUUUGAUGAUUAUCAUUGGGGGAGAGUAUCAUUUGAUCUCACCUUUAAAGGGCUCAAAAAGGCACCACAUAGGACGAGUGAUGGGGGGAAUUAUCCUGUUGAUGGAUGUGCAAUUGCCUUACAAAUUUUUGCAUUUGAGAUCAUAGGAAAUACCCAUAUCUAUGCAAACAAAAUAGGAGACCAAAUCCCUAGAAUAGAAAAUUGGUCUUCUACUGAGCAACCUGAGCAAUCGAAUUUUGAGAACAUUUCCACCAAGGUGUUUCAGGCUCCCAAUGUUUCUUUAUUUCAAAUGAUACCAACUGAUGAAGAGAUGAGGAAAAGCUACAUGGUUGAAUUCAGGGAUGCUGAAUUCAAUGAGGAAAUUCAAGAGGAAGCUGGACAAUCUUCUAAAGCUGAGUACAAUUUCGACAUCAGUGAGCUUCUCAAGCAAAAUGAGAAGCUUCUCAGACAAAAUGAGAAGCUUCUCAAACAAAAUGAGAAUAUUUUGAGACAAAAUGAUCACUUGGAAUCUGAAAUAAAUGACAUGAAGAGGAUCAUUUGUGCCAUCCACAAGAAAUUUUUUGAAGACAACUUGGAAAAAAACAAAGGCAAUACAAUUGUGUCAUCAGCAAGGAGAACAGCAGAGGCACAAACAUAUGAUCAAGAAGAACCAAUGGAGGAUGAAUCACCAAUAAUGACCAGCCCAUCACCACUGCAACAAGAACCUGCUGAAGUACAAAUUGAAGUUGAAAUUGAGGAACAAGCAACAACUGUUGAAGGAAAAGAACAAGAAAAUAUUGAACAACAAGUUGAAAUUGAGGAACAAUCAGCUGCAAUUGUAGAAAAAGAACAUCAACAAGAGCAAGAAAAUAUAGAAACACAAUUUCAAAUUCUGAAAAGAAAAGAAAAGAAGCAAGGAGUGUACACAAGAAAAAAGAAAGUAGAAGAAAAAAAGGCAGGUCCCUUGAAGAAGAAGAGGAAGAGGAAGACUAAUUAUUGAAUAAUUUAAUAAUAUCUGUUGUUUAACUUUAUGUCAAUAUAUAUUGUUGUUUAAUUUCAAAAAAACUUCAGAUCAUUUGUUGUUUAACUUCAGUAGCUGCACUAGA
Humulus lupulus (European hop) is the source of this 4061-nucleotide messenger RNA. RefSeq lists its product as uncharacterized. The record is from RefSeq and is a predicted model, not a curated record. Lineage: Eukaryota; Viridiplantae; Streptophyta; Magnoliopsida; Rosales; Cannabaceae. The transcript is spliced from 6 exons. The coding region runs from base 2957 to 3955 and encodes 332 amino acids.